GCAGGCUGUGGAGUGGAGAGACUGUGACACUAUUGGCAGAGUCACUCGUGCCGCGUGGUGAUAGAUAUUCUUGAGGUAGACCCUCUCAAAAUGGCCGCCGUCCUUGGACCCAGUGGGAUCAAAAUGGCCGCCGUCCUGGUACCCAGUGGGAAGAAGAGACAGUACCAAUCUGGGCCCCUCUAUACUUCCCUCAGCGGGACGUUCUUCGUGGAGUACCAUUUCCCUGCAGGCAGUAUCUAGUCGAGGAGGGAGAGGGAGAAAGGGAGGAGGAGUGUUCCCCCCUCCACACGAGGUCGUGAGAGUGGCCUCCAGGAAGAUAAAGAAUAAAGUUGUUCGUUUUGGGCAUCGCUCGGUGUUUGCAGUGAGUCUCGCUGGUCCUGUGACCAGACAGUGGUGGCACGAUGUUCUCAUCUUCAACGUGUACUAUCGACCUCCUACGGAUAGAGCUCCGUGUCUGGUUGGGAAGGCGAGGGUGCCGUUUCGUCAGUGGCUGAUGGCUGGAGCUUCAUCUACCGUGGUGGCUCUUGUUACCACCUCGGGUCUGGGGGCAAAGAGAGAUGAGGAUGGUGAUAGAGCUGACGCCGAUGAAGAUAUUAUUGGGAAGCUAACGGUGUGUCUGCAGUUGCUGUGUGGAAAGGGAGCUGAUCGUGAGGUUCUCAGUGCAGAGCCUCCUACAGUGGCCAGAGAGCCAGAGGUUGACAGAGGAAGCGAGAGAGAGAAAGACACAGCUAGAGAAACCUCAGCAGCGAGGGAGAGAGAAAGUGAAAUAUUGGGUGCCGCCCCUCCAAUUAGAGUAACAGAAUCACAGACAGUUUCUGCAAAAGAUAUCGACAGGGUGUCCUCACGGGCACUACAACUGCUCCUGAUGGUACCAGAGGCCACUGACACGACUCUGCCACGUCAGUCACCACCACCCACGUCUCCCUCUUCCCCCAGAGAUCUAGCCCCCAACUGCUACCUCGUCUGUCGGCUGUUUUGUACCAGCCCACACCCUAAAACACCCACCAUCUGGGCCUCGAGUCGCCCCCAGUUCAACUUCAAGCAGGUGUUUCCACUCUAUCUCACUCCCUCGCUUCUGGACCAAGUGUGCAAUAACUUUACAGUGGUGGAGGUGUGGCAUAAGACACCAGGAGUCAACACAAACGAUGAGUUGCUGGGUCUGGUGAAACUGUCCCUGCACCAGUUCUACCUGGCCUUCUCCGAGGACUCCUCUGCCUCCCUCUGUCUUCAUGCUCAACUCCCAGUUGUGGCAGUUGACAGCUACUGCCCUGUGAUCAGUCCGUUUACUGGUAACGAACAGGGGCACCUCGCAGUUCUACUAGCAAUGGGAUCGGCGCAACAGGUAACAGAGAUACAGCAACAGUUUGCUGCCGGAAACUACAAACUCCACAGACCGUUCAGCAAGGCCCAGACGUUGCCGCACCCACUCAGUCCUAUACACCAUACAUUUACAGUGACGGUGAGCGGUGUGCGUGGGUUGUCAGUGUUCAGCAACACCGUGUGGGGAGAGGCAGACUGCUUUGUUGAGUACCACUUCCCCAGUCUCACCAAACAACCACACAGCAGAGAGGGAGGGGGAGACGAGAGGGAUAGAGUGGAUUCAGGGCCUGAAGUAUCGCUCCAGUUGGUGCGGACGGACAUGACGCUGUGUGUCCCAAACCCCGCCUUCUCUCACGAGACCAGCCACUCUCUCCCACUCCCUCGCGGCCACCUGGUCCAGAGAGAGAUACUGAAGAGGUGUGGGGCCAGUGGUGGAGUGGAGUUUCAGCUGUGGAGGAGGUUCUACUAUCCCAACAUCAGGGACCAGCUCAUUGCCAAGGCAAGUCUGGCAGUGGCCAAACUGUGUGCCCUAGUGAGUAUGCAGAGGAUCAGUGGUCCCACCGUCCAGUCAUUCUCACUACCAAUGACUCUGGUGGACAAGGAAAUACAGUGUGGCUCAGGAGGUAUUCUGGAGGUGACCCUGCAGUACCAGGUCCAGGGAGGAGAGAGACUCCACCAGCCAGUGGCGGUCUCUGGCGAGAGAGAGAGGACCCACGUCUCUCUCAGGGUGGAGGUGGUGCGAGCAACUGGUCUCAGAGAUGCUGCCUCUCUGGUGGCUCAGGAGCAGCCAGUUCCACUGGGGUUUGCUGCCGAGGUGGGCACCAACUGCUACGCCAAGAUCUCUCUCCCGGGCCUCAUAGAGAAGGAAGGGAGGUGCACAAAGACAGUGAUGCGGUCGUUUUCUCCCGAAUUUUCCCACACCCUCGAGUUUGCUCUCCCGCUGGUCUCUCGUGAGACCGUCUCUCCGUCACACGUGGCGAGUGUCCCGCUGGCCCAGAGGCUGGGGCAGAGCAGUGGUGUGGUGGAGGUGUGGCACAAAGUCCCCAGGACCCACUCUGGACCUGUCCCCACUGCCCCGAGAGCCGUGUUUGGUCGGAGUCUGGCCCCCGUCUUCAGGGACGUGUGUCUCGCUCAGACAGUGGUGCCUCUCGUCUCACUUCUGGAAAGGCAGACAGGAGUGAGUGGAUGGUUCCCGCUGUACUCACCGGCACCGAAAUCCAAUGCCACGCCUCCUCCCGAGGAGCUCCCACCCGAUACCGGUGCUCCGUGUCACGUCGGUGGAAUCGAGGUCUCCUUUUCCUUCUCCGGCGACGAGGACAGAGAACUGGUCCUGUCUCGAGGUGUAGAGAUGGGCUGGGUGCCACCACAGGGUAGCAGAAUGAGUCUGGAAGGUGGUCUACCAGUAAGAGAGAGGAGCGAGAUGGAGGAGGCGGACAUAAAGGACUCAAAGACUUGUUGGAAGUUCUCGGUGAAGGUCACGGAACUGUGUGUUCCGAUGGAGGCAGUCACUAUAGACAUGUCAGAGGACCCUGCCCCCUACAUGUACUGCUUCCUGAGGUACCGGUUCUUUGAUUCAGAGGUGGUGGUGUCUGUUCCGAGAGCUCUGAGCUACUCCAGAGACGGCAGAGGUUGUUACCAGCUGAACCACCACUCCACUGUGACAGUCUCCGGCUCACAUGAUCUGGAAUGGUAUGUCAGUGAGGAGAGUCUGGAGGUGGAGGUGUGGAGCUCCCCCAGCAAACACCACCACCACCACCAGAAAGAACGUCACCAUCACAGGAGAUCAGACCACAACCACCAGAGGAGGAGAGGAGGGAGAGAAGGGGAGACUGCCGAGUCAGAAGACACUCUCCUGGGAACUGCAUUCCUCUCUCUACGAGGACUCCUAUCCAGCGACUCUGUCAGUGGAAGUUGUCCAAUGUUCAAGGCGGGAGAAGACAGUCUGAGUGGUCAGAGGGUGACUGUUGAGGAUGUGUGUGAUGACAGUGGAGGUUGUGAGGUUGACUUUGUCCCUCUCGAGCCAGUCAGCGAGGGGGAGGAGGAGGAGGAGGAGGAGGAGAGGGGCAAAGAAGGAGUAGAGAAAGAAGAUGAGAAGUUUGAAGACAUGUUUGAAGCUCGGUUGGUGAUACACGAGGCCCUCCACCUCCCCAUGAUGACUGACAAGACUCAGGAGAGGGAGUGGGCUCCGAAUGCAUAUGUGAGCCUCCACCCCCACCCCAAGGUGGAGAGGAUAGCCACUGGAGCUGUGCCCAGCUCCCAGACACCUCUCUGGAACCACCACACUCUCACCCACAUCCCCAAUCUCUACCUUGACCCUCACUGUGUGGGUCUGGAGUUGCAAGUGUGGAGUCAAGCAAAUGCCUCUGAUCAAUCACCAGAGGGUCAGCCGGAGGACGUGUACAUUGGAUGUGCUCACGUGGACCUCAGUACGCUGGCCCUGGGUCUCCCCCAGGUGUCUGGCUGGUACAACAUCUCCGACUUUGGUGGACAGAUACAGGGACAGCUGAAGGUGAGUGUAGUGCCGUCUCCAGGAUGGAGUUCUCAGUCAAAGUCGACUCGCUCUCUUCCACCAACUCACUUGGUGCUGUCAGGCCACUCUACCAUUUCAACUCAGCUCUCCAGUGAUCCACUGGUUCAGAACUCCUCCGGUCACCACUCCAUUCAGCCUGCCCCCAGCUUCCUGGAGAAGUCGUCUUCUGUUCUGCUCAGGAAACUGAGAGAUGACCUGAAUGAACUGGACCAGAUCAGCUCUGCUUGGGGAACGCAACAUUGCCUCGAGCAACACUCUCCCUCAGUCGGGCAACUCGGGGACACUCUCAAGGAAUAUGCAGGAGAGGAAAGAGAUGGACACCCUGUUGUUCUAGUUGCUGCAGCUGAGCCUGAAUCAGGCAGUGAGUCUUACAGUACAUUAUCCUCCCCUGGGGAAAGUCCAUCUGAGGUGGCCAGUGGUGAAAUAUCUCAAACGACUUUGGAAAUAUCUGCCUCUCCAUUAACCACUACCUCAGCUCAGGGCACACACCCUACUUCAUCAGCUAAGGACACACUCCCUACUUCAUCAGCUAAGGACACACUCCCUACUUCAUCAGCUCAGGACACACUCCCUACUUCAUCAGCUCAGGACACACUCUAUACUUCACAUGAAGCACACACUAAUACCCGUCAUCAAAUGGUCAGUUCUGUUGGUAACUCUAUGAGUGUAGAAGUUGACGGUACAAUGUCACUGGAGCUCAUCUCAGCUGGGAAUAGUCUGGAGACAAGUGAGACAAAUUCUCCACAGUCUGAUAUCAGUAGCUGCAGUGAUGAAGAUGACACAUUAUCGAUGACCCCACAUGCUGCUCCUGAGGCAAGUCACGGUGGUGAUGAACCCCAGGAAACCACAACUGUUACACCCACUUUGAAUCAACUGUUUUUGGAAAGGACAGAGAAGACAGAGAAUGAAAGAACAGUAGAAAUUCCACCAGUUGAAAGUCCUCGCGCCAACUCUAGUGGUGAAACUGGGUCGCUUGAUGUGGAAAACACUGCCGAACCUCACAGACUGUCUCCUGUUACUGAACCACAGCAACAACCAAUGGCACCAAUUAUAAAACCAAGUGCUGGAGUGCCGGAAGUGGCUCUGCCCAAUUUCUUCAUGCCCCCACUAGAGCUGGAGCGAGCCAUGAGAUCCCUGCGAGCCUCGGCCCUGGCUCGACCACCACCUCGGUCCCUCUUCCACACUCUCUCCACACCACCUCACUUCCAAGAGAGAGACGCUAGUGGCGGCGAUGCCACUUGUGACCCAUCCGCCACUCCUCCCUCACUGAGAACUCCACAAGACGUGGACCAGUUUCUGAGAUCACGGCGUCACCAAGCCUGCACAGCAGGUGGUCAGAAUCAUCGCCAGACUCUCUCUGAUAAGGAUACUCAGAGACUCUCUCGCGUCUUCUCUUCAAAACCACUACAAACUACAAACUAACCAGUAUGACUGGAUCAACGCACACACACAGCUUUUGUGUCUAUCCUCCAUCAUUUAAAAAACUACCACUUUGGCUAAAGCCAGCUCUGGCGCACUAAAACUAAACAAGCGAUAUUCGCUGAAAAUUAUCAUGAAAUUGCCCAUGCUCAUUGCUGCAUAAUUAAUUUUGUUCAACA
This is a messenger RNA of Geodia barretti, 5448 nucleotides long. The record is from the annotation of a GenBank genome assembly. NCBI's taxonomy places the organism in Eukaryota, Metazoa, Porifera, Demospongiae, Tetractinellida, Geodiidae.